AUGUUAUUAACCCGCGAAAUGCGAGAUAUUGGUCGGAAAAAAAUUUUCUACAAUAGUAGCAAAAAAUGCGUUGAUGAUGCUCUUAUCAUAACUGAACUGUUGAAAAAUUACGAUAAGCAUCAAUUGCCUGGUGGUACUAGUGUUAAAGUAUCAGUUGAGAUUUGGGUACAGGAAGUUUCGAAAAUAAUUGAAAUAACAAGUGAAUUUCAAUUAGAUAUUUAUGUAACUGAAAAGUGGAUUGAUCCGUCACUUGCUUAUGGACACCUAAAUCCAUGCAAAAAGAAUAUGUCAUUAGACGGUGGUAAAAUUCUUCCACAAAUUUGGAAUCCACAUGCAUGUUUUGUGAAUAGUAAAGAAGCGGCAAUUCACCGCAGUCCUUUUAGUAAUAUCUUUCUACAAAUAUAUAGUGAUGGUACCGUUUGGCACAAUUAUAGAAUAAAACUAACAGGCCCAUGCUCAAAUGCACUACGAACAUUUCCAAUUGAUAAACAUAAAUGUAUGCUAUUUUACGAAUCAUUUAACCACAAUUAUGAACAAGUAUCGAUGGAAUGGACAGAAACUGCGCCUCCAAUAACGAUACUAAAGGAAAAUAUCACUUUACCUGAUUAUGUAUUAAUUGAUUUCUCCGCUACGAGUAUUAGAAGGCUUUAUCCGCCUGGCGUAUGGAACGAACUCAUUGCAACUUUUAUUUUUCAACGGUUGUAUGGAUUUUAUAUUUUGCAAGUCUCAUUUUGCCUCGGGCCAAAUAAUAUUCCUUCACGGACUACUCUUGGAGUUAAUUCUCUCCUCGCUUUAACGUUUCAAUUUGGCUCAGUUGUCAACAAUUUGCCAAAAACAAGUGAUGUCAAAGAAGCAUUCAACUGGUUUGCAGCGAUAGACGUCUGGAUAUUGAUAUCGAUGGCAUUCAUAUUCGCUUCGUUGAUUGAACUCGCUUUCGUUGGCUAUCUAUCGAAAAAUGAUUCAAACAUCUCAAUUGACUGUAAAUGCUCAAUCUUUUGUUUGAAAUGUCCGACGUUAACUGCACGAAAGCUUGAUAAGGUUCGCUUUUUACUAUAUACGAUUAUAUGCGAUGCAUGA
Molecule: messenger RNA, 1077 nt
Organism: Dracunculus medinensis (Guinea worm)
Lineage: Eukaryota; Metazoa; Nematoda; Chromadorea; Rhabditida; Dracunculidae
Source: the annotation of a GenBank genome assembly